This is a messenger RNA of Poeciliopsis prolifica (blackstripe livebearer), 4038 nucleotides long. RefSeq names its product mitochondrial antiviral signaling protein (gene mavs). Bases 89 to 1759 code for a protein of 556 amino acids. The record is from RefSeq and is a predicted model, not a curated record. The transcript has 5 exons. NCBI's taxonomy places the organism in Eukaryota, Metazoa, Chordata, Actinopteri, Cyprinodontiformes, Poeciliidae.
UGAGAGCAGAACGCAGCGCGAGGAGUGUCAGUAAGGACGGGAGCAGCGACUGUGAACUGGUGGCACAUUAGUGUGUUGAACAAGCAAGAUGUCCUUUGCUAGUGAUAAACUUUAUAAUGGUUAUUUGCGGCAGAAUAUGCCGGUCAUUGUUAGCAAGGUGAAAGUGAGAGAAAUAGUACCGUUCCUUCCCUGCCUGACGGCUCAUGACAGGGAAAUCAUAGAGGCCAAACGGGAAACUUCUGGGAAUUUCAAUGCUAUGGUGCUUCUCCUGGAAUGUCUGAAAAGAAGGGAGAACUGGCCGGAGCAGUUCAUCCAGGCGCUUCAGGCUUGUGAGCACACAACGCUCGCAGCUGACAUCCAAAACGAAUAUGACACUCUGCUAAAGGCUCACAAUCCCAGCUCAGGCUUGGCUGCAGCUACCGUGGUGAGGGCUCAUGUCCACCCGGCUCCAGCCGCCAGCCAGCUGCCCGUCUCUGAGAGCGUUGCAGAUGUUCAGCCGGUUCCCGUUGCAGAUGUUCAGCCGGUUCCCGUUGCAGAUGUUCAGCCGGCUCCCCCUGAGCCAGCCUCUCAGGCCUCGGCUCCCGUCCACACUCCUGCACAGCAGCAAGUCCCUCAGAUGGCGUUCGAUUCCCCACCUGAACCCAUCUCCGAGCCGCCCGCUCAGGAUGAGUUUCCACGUCUCCCAUCUACUCCGCCCCCGUCUCCUGAGAUCCAGCAUGCAGUCGAGGGAAACCACGCUCCCUACCAGGAGCCCGAGGAAAACUCAGAGUCUGAUAUCCAGGAUCCUUCUGGUGAUACUGGCGCAGGGAGGAAAGAGGCUGUCGUCGUGCCGAACUCCCCUCAGCAGCAGCAGCACCAAGAUCCGGUCCCUCAAAGUGGAGCUGAUCAUCUCCAAACAGCAGCAGCCACAAAGCCGAGUCUGUCUUCAACGUCAUUCAGCUCUGAUGUAUCUGAUCGGUCAUCUGUGGUAACUCUGACUCCAGAGAAACAUCCAGUCCAGGACACGACCCCACCAGCACUCAAGGUUCCUCUGCAGCCCCAGAUGAGUGCUGAACAUACAGCUGCUCAGGUUGUUAAAAGUAGACCACAGACUGAAGCUUCUUCUUCUCCUGAGCCGUUUGCCAACAAAAGAGACGGCUUUCAUCAAGACGCUAAUGAUAACUCAGUGUGCCUGAGCAAACCUGGUCAGCUCGUUAGCAUCCAGCCAGUUAAUCCUCCACUCCAGCCUCAGAGCUCCUCGCUGCAGCCUUACUCCGGUGAUACUGGGCGACUGGAACUAAGCGACCCUUCACCAAACACCCGUCUUCCUUCCUGCACCGCUCAAGUCGAGAAGCCUGAUUCAGCAGAACCACAUCAGGAGAACGGGAUUGUUCCAGACCACAGCGAACCAGAGGAGAACCACUACGAGUCUCCAAACCAGAGCUUCGACGUGGCGGAGAACGUGGUUCAUGUAGCAGAGAUGCCAUCCAUCCUCAAUUGCGACGGCCAAGCUCCAGAGCCAGAACUUCAAAUCGUCAAUGGAGAACCGGCCAAAGGAAGCUUUUCUCCAAGCGAGAACCCUGCAGAUGACACUGCGUCAAGUUUUCACAGCCUGCACAGCGAGAACAAUGCGCCAAUCGAGUCAACGCCUCUGUCUAAUUCAGAGAAAACCACUCCUUCCGACCCCAGCAAUGGCCAAUCCGUGACAAGAAAGCACAUUCUGAUCGGUGCCGGAGUGGGGGCCUGCAUUCUGUUGAUGGCGAUGAAGUUUAAGCGUUAAAAACAGGCAAGUCAAGUGGGUAAUGAGUGACUGAGAAUCGUCAUAGUCUCAUGUUGUAAUCCUUGCACCGAGAGGGCACAGGACAGACGUUUAAUAAUUACCGGUAGGAAUGACAGCUACCAUGCCAGACCUUUGAUCGUGUCAUUAAUUCAUAUCUGUUGUUGGUGUUCUGCAAUGAAUGACUUUGACUUUGGCAUAAGAAACCCCAAAUCAGAACUCUUGACAUUAGCUGGGACCCUUCAGUGAGGUGAGGUGGCAUUUCAGGUUAUUUCUUAACUAGCUGCAAAUGUGGAUUUUUCUGAAGGUACCUGAUGGAAAAUAAUGGUGCCUCACAAUAAUAUUCACACAUUUUAACUUCAAUGCGUUUUAUUGAGAUUUUAUGUGAUGCAUAACUGAAUUAGAAGUUUAAAAAUUGGUGGAAAGAAAAUUGAGGCAUUUGUUCUCCAGUGUUCUAUAGAAAACCACUGAGGUCUAUAUAAAACAGCUGGAUUUGAGAUCAAGAGUGUUUUCAUACCUGAUAGUCCGAUAAACUCUGUUCGAUUGGGGGCUAAACUUGUGACAUUUGUUAUAUUUUCAGCUGUUAAUCGGUACUGCAUUGUCAAAUAAUCCCAACUAAUUGAAAAACCUGUUCCUUCCCUCACCUGUGGGGGCACUGCACCAAUAACCACUGAAUGAAAUGACACAAAAACGUCUGAAGAAGACACUGAGGGCAACUUCCUUCUUCACGACAUCUAAACAAAAAUGGAGUGGCGUCAGAUUUUAGUGGUGGCAGGAUUUCUCUUUUGUCUUUGGCUACAGACCACGAGCCAUUUGUCCCACUAGUGCUGCGUACACGUUUGUUUGUAUUUACCCAGAAUGCUGCGACUUAUAGUUCGCUUCCUGCUUUUUGAUCUUUCUCCGGUCUGCUUGCAUCCACAUAUGCAUUCGUACCGCACCAUUCACUUCAACCAAACUGAGACCUAGGUUUGUUGGCGGUCCAGAAUUCACUUUUGUUGGUCCCCGCCAGAGUUCGGUUACGCUCUCACAUCUCCCCGAACAAACCAGAUCUUCAGCUAGUUCAACACACAAGGGUUCAGUUGAAGCGGACUAAUCAGGGCUGGAGUGAUGCAUCCUAAAUGAAACAUAAUGCUCCAUGGCAUGGAGGUAGUUUGCACUAGAAAAGCAAAGAAGUCCUUCAGUUCAAAUCCUUGCAGGUAGUCUUGCAUGUUCUCUAUGUACAUCAUAGGUGGGUUUGUUAGGUUUAUCGGUUUGUUCAAAGUGCCUCUAAGAGUGCGACAGGUACCUAGACCUGCAAAGACUUCUAUUGCCAAAUUGUUGCACAGAAUUUCAUUCAAGGAUACCGGAGUAACACAUGCAUACACACUGUAAAAUCUCUGAAACAUACAUUGAUAUGUUUUUGACUUUAUCAGAUGAGGAAAACGUUCAAGGGGUGGGAAUUCUUUUCACAAGCCACUGUCUGAUCUUUGACUUAUCUUGGAGGUGGAAGAAGUGGGAGGCAGGAGCUUUUCAUAUUUAAUUCUUUACUUCCUGUUUGUACAUGGAAGAGGGGCUGCAAAAUCCCGCUGUACUCCAUAUUUAUUUGUACAUAUUUUACAUAUUUACUCUACGUAGGUGUGUACCUAUUAAGAAAAACGAAAAAAUUUUAAAAAGUCUAAAUAUUAUGCAAGUUAUUAUUCUUUGUUCUUCUUGAAGAAAAAAAAACUAUCUAUUUCAAAUUUUAGCUCCAUUUUUUUUAACAAAAUAUUUUUAUGACAAAUAGAUUGUGGAUUUAUGUAAUAAGAUGGAUUUUUAACUAGGACUUGCUGAUUCUUACAUGAUUUUAUCAGUUGAAAUGUUUUAACAUGAAACAGAAAAUGUAGUUAAUGUUACUGCAUUAUAUAAAAAAGAUAUAAAUCACCUUUAAAGUGUGUAAAUGAGCAUCCUGGCUGACUUGGAGGGUCCUUAGCAGUUUGUUAAUCAAUGAUUUAAAUCAUUCUUUCUGCCAUCUCGUAGACAUAUUUAGUUUUACAGGUUGUUUUCCUUCAGGUAGAAAUGUCUCCUGCAUCACAAUGUAAAGGUGAAAGAUUUUAUUGUAAAUAGUUUGUCGAUAAACAAAGCGCACUUUUUAAAGAGUAUUUCAUUAUGUUUGCACGUGUAAACUGCCUAGCUGGAAAUAGACUGGAGUGUCUUCACUGUUUUUCUUCGGGUUUUGCUCUUAAGCUCUGUCUGAACUUGUAUGCACUGUUUGUAUCUAUGCACUGCGACAGUCACAUCAAUAAAAUACAUUGAUACAAUUUGAA